GGUGGGGGGGGGCCGGGAGGCCUCCGGGAGGCGCUGCCCUCCCCACGCCGUGCCCCGGGGCUGCGGAGCUGCUGGGAGGGGAGCGGCGGCGGGGGGGGGAGGCACCGGGAGCUGCCCCGACCUCCCCUGGGUGGCUGCGGGCCCGCCGCUGAGGCCCCGCGCUCAGCACCAUGGCCCCGGGCUGGUGGCUGGCGGCGGGGGGGUUCCGCAGGGUCUGGGCCCCCCGGGAUGCAGGGGGGGAGAAGGGCUCGGAGCUGCCGCAGCACUCCCGGUACAGGGCCCGGGCUGACUCCUGGACCCGGAGCCGCGGUGUGGAGCUGAGCUCCGUGGCCGGGAUCCCCCCGGGAGGCAGGAGCAAGGAGCCCCGGCCGGCAGCGAGGCAGCGUCUGGCCCACAAAGGGUUACGCAAGGCACCCGGGAGUGACACCGCUGCCACCAGCCCCAGAGCUCAGCUCCUUCCUGGUCGGAUCCAGCCUCCGCUGGGGCUGAGCCACCGCUGGGUGGCCGCCAUGGAGGAGAUGGUGAUCUGGGAGCAGCACACCGUGACGCUCAGCAAGGACCCUCAACGGGGCUUCGGUUUUGCCGUUUCGGGAGGCAGGGACCGUCCCAACAAGGUGACCGGGGACACCGCGGUGAUUGUGUCCGAUGUGGUGGCUGGGGGACCAGCGUUCGGCCAGCUCCAGAGGAAGGAUCAGAUUGUGAUGGUCAACGGCCUCUCCAUGGACAACGCCUCGUCCUCCUUCGCCAUCCAGACGCUUAAGACCUGCGGCAAGAUCGCCAACAUUACACUGAAAAGACAGAAGAAAAUUCACAUUCCUGUGAGCAAGAGUGGCCCUGGGUCCCCCGCGGUGCAGCGGCGCUACGACUCGGAUGAGGACGACGGGUUGCGUGGUGGGGAUCUGGCCCUGCGCAGCACCCGGCGGCACCGCUCCCGCGAUGACCUGGACCACAGCCGGGGCUAUGAUGGGGACUCGUCCAGCGAGAGGAGCUCUGGUCACCACCGGGACGACCGCCGCCAGCACAAGUCGGUGUCCCGCAGCCGGAGACGAAGCCAGGACAGCGGCCACUGGAGGCAGAGCCCCGACAGCGGCUCGGAUCGCAGGGGCUACAGCCGGCGCCGCUCCGCCAACGGCUUCGGCCACGAAGGGGACACCAACGGGCUGGACCUGGUGUCGGGGUUCAAGCGGCUGCCGCACCAGGAUGUGCUGAUGAAGCCCAUCACGUCAGUCCUGGUGAAGAAGAAGGAGAGUGAAGAGUACGGCCUGAAGCUGGGAAGUCAGCUCUUCAUCAAGCACAUCGUGGAGAGCGGGCUGGCGGCGAAGGGCAGCUCCUUGCAGGAGGGAGACCUCAUCCUGAAGAUCAACGGGGUGGCCAGCGAGGACAUGUCCCUGGCUGACACGCAGCAGCUGAUUGAGCGGACGGAGGGGACCCUGACCCUGCUCGUCCUCCGGGACCACCGGCAGUUCCUGGUCAACAUCCCUGACAUGGAAGACAUCCAGAGUGACAGCUCCCGGAUGGACGAUAUCUCUGACAUGUCUGACGUGUCCCACCCGCCAUCCCCCCAGACCUCCCCACGACUUCCAGCUGCUGCCAGGAUGAAUUCACCACCAGAGAGGAGACGAGCGAGCAAGAACGCCGCAACCAACACGAACACACACGAUGCUCUGGGCCAUGAUGUGCUGGAAGCUGUGGAGGGGGACGGCCACCACAGCCCCCGCACCAGCCCCGCUGCCCAAGCUGCCUGCAAGAACGGGUACAGCCCCGACACCAGGAUCGUGCAGUUCGUGAAGGCCAAGAGCGUGGGGCUGCGGCUGGCUGGCGGGAACGACGUGGGCAUCUUCGUGUCGGGUGUACAGGAGGGGAGCCCGGCCGACAGCCAGGGCAUCCAGGAAGGGGACCAGAUCCUGCAGGCGAACGACACCAGUUUCCAGAACCUGACCCGCGAGGAGGCCGUGCAAUAUCUCUUGAAGCUGCCGCCGGGUGAGGACAUCACGCUGCGGAUCCAGAGCAAGCAGGACAUUUUCAGAAAGAUGAUCUCGUCCAACGUGGGUGACUCGUUCUACAUCCGGACACAUUUUGACUACGAGAAGGACACGCCGUCAGGGCUCAGCUUUGCCCGUGGGGACAUCUUCCACGUGCUGGACACCAUAUACCGGGGCAAGCUGGGGAACUGGCUGGCCGUGCGCGUGGGCAGGGACCUGCAGGAGCAGGACAAGGGCAUCAUCCCCAACCAGAGCAGGGCCGAGCAGAUCGCCAGUCUGGAGUCAGUGCUGAAAGCCUCAUCCGGUACCAACCCCUCAGGGGCACGGGCCGAGUUCUGGAAGCUACGAGGCCUGCGGGGAGCCAAGAAGAUGCUGCGGAAGAGCCGGGAGGAUCUGUCUGCCCUCACGAAGCAGGGCCAUUACCCCCCGUACGAGAAGGUGGUUCUGAAGGAAGCCAACUUCAAGCGGCCGGUGGUGAUCCUGGGCCCCAUCGCGGACAUCGCCAUGCAGAAGCUGAGCACGGAGCUGCCGGCGCUGUUUGAGAUUGCCCCAAGCGUGCCCCGAGACGGGACAUCAUCCAAGGUCAUCAAGUUGGACUCGGUGCGGCAAAUUGCAGAAAAGGACAAGCACGCCCUGCUGGACAUCACCCCCUUGGCUGUGGAGCGCCUCAACUACGUGCAGUACUACCCCGUGGUGGUGUUUUGUGAGCCGGAGAGCCGGCAGGGCAUCAAGGCCAUGCGCCAGUGGCUGGCGCCCGAAUCCAGGAAGAGCUCCCGGCGCCUCUACGCCCAGGCCACCAAGAUGAAGAAGUACUGCAGCCACCUCUUCACUGCCACCAUCAGCCUCAGCGGCAGCGGCAACGCCUGGUACGAGCAGAUCAAGGAGAUCAUCAGGACGCAGCAGAGCCAGCCUGUUUGGACGGCAGCAGAGCAGGUGGACGUGGCUCUGGAGGACAGCCUGGACCUGCUGAACCCACCAAGCAGGGCAGCCUCGGGCUACCUGACCUGUGACAGCCACGCCAACAGCGACUACGACGACACGGAUGGCGAGGCGGGUGCCUACACUGACGGCGAGGCAGAGGACGCCUACGACCAGCCCGCCCUGGCCCGCUCCUCUGAGCCGGCACAGAUGUACCCCAGCCAUGGGCUGAGCGAGCAGGCGACAGAGCAGCACCCGCAGGGACAGUGGAGGCAGCACAGCAGCAUCAGGGAGUACGAGCACGAGGCUGUGAGGAAGAGAUUCACGCGAGCCAGAGAUGACUCGGACCAGGACGAAGGCUACGAGUGGGGCCCUGCUACGGAUGUGUAGUGGAGCAGGCUCAGCGCCUGCCCAGGACCCCCCUCACGCUGCCGGGCCAGCCUCUGCCCUGCUGGGCAGCCAGGGCCCCUUGGGCCACCCCUGCCACAGCCCCAGGCCACCGGGGCCGGGUGGCAGCCCCAGCAGUGCCACGCAGCAUCCCGCAGCUGGGCCAGGUUGCGCCCGCGCCCAUCACCAGCCACCACCACCAAGUGCCUCCUUCCCCCUUUCAUCCGCAGCUGAAAUAAAGGGGACGUUUUGAGUAGGA
This is a messenger RNA of Anas platyrhynchos (mallard), 3546 nucleotides long. It is a transcript of the gene TJP3, whose product is annotated as tight junction protein 3. NCBI's taxonomy places the organism in Eukaryota, Metazoa, Chordata, Aves, Anseriformes, Anatidae. The record is from RefSeq and is a predicted model, not a curated record. Gene Ontology annotation, cellular component: bicellular tight junction; plasma membrane. Gene Ontology annotation, biological process: cell-cell adhesion; establishment of endothelial intestinal barrier; cell-cell junction organization. Gene Ontology annotation, molecular function: cell adhesion molecule binding.